Molecule: messenger RNA, 3063 nt
Organism: Nanorana parkeri
Lineage: Eukaryota; Metazoa; Chordata; Amphibia; Anura; Dicroglossidae
Product: EMILIN-1-like
Exons: 6
Coding region: 1-3054 (1017 amino acids)
Molecular function (GO): extracellular matrix constituent conferring elasticity; protein binding
Source: RefSeq, a predicted model, not a curated record
AUGACAUCAUCUUCAUCCUGCUUCUCAUCCUGCCUUAGGUAUCGCAGCUUUGUGAGACCGAGAUACAAAGUGGCCUACAAGAGCGUGUCAGACAUGGAGUGGAAGUGCUGCCAGGGAUAUUCCGGGGAUGACUGCAUGGAAGGACCCGCAGGAGGUCUUCAGAUCCCCACCGUCAGACCUCGCCCCAGACCCGUAAGACCCAAUAUUUCCGGAUCCAGUGGGGGGAAUCAUCUGAGUGGAUCUGGAGGGGAGGGCCAAGUGGAGUCAGAGAAGGUGAAGCAGUUAGAGGACAAGGUGCAGCACCUGACCAAAGAGCUCCAGACGCUGCAGUCUACCCUGCAAGGCAUGAAUGAGAAAUUCCAGUCAGAAAUUCGUCUGACCGUUGAGAACGUGUUAAAUGGCAAGCAGCCUGCAGAUUCAGCGCCAGGCCAAUCGGACAUGUCCGAGAAACUUAACGACAUUCAAACGCUUCUAACAAACCUGGACAAAAAGGUCAAAGACCAUGACCAAGAGUUGGGCAACCUUAACAAUGCAAAUGACAAGCACCAUGGAGGUCAGGAAAUUGUAGUUGGCCAGAAACUGACAGACCUGAAGGGAGACAUCUUACAGGAAGUAGAGAAAAGGAUGCAGCAAUCGUGCUCAGCUUGUCUCGCAGGAGUGGACGGGUUCAGAAACCAGCAGAAUGAGGACAGAGAUCGCAUUCAAGGAUUAGAGAAACUCAUGAAUUCUAUGGACCAGCGUAACAGGGACAUUGUACAGAACAUCCAAACAAGCGUGGUGGAACUCACUGCCCGUGUGCCUAAAGAUUGCUGCUCAGAAGUAGCAGACCUGCGCAAAAAAGUGACCGAGGCCGAGAGGAGAGCAGACACACUAUCCGGCUCCGUAGUUGCUCUGACGGUGCGUCUGGACCGAGAAUUAGGUGACAACGGCAACCAAGUGGACCAUACCUUGAACAACCGUCUGUCAGACAUUGAAGGCAGAAUGAAUACUACAAAACACACUCUGGAGGAACAUUACUACCAUUAUCGUGACGAGAUGCAGAACUUCUUCCAGGACGAGAUCAAGAAACUGAGAGAUGAACUGAAAAAUCGCAUCCAUGGCAACGACUUCAAAAUCACCCUUCUCCUGACUGAGCUCGGGAACAGCUCCGGAUUCCGAGACCUGAUGGACCAACGGAUAACAGGCCUAUCUGAUGACUAUUACUCUCUCAGAGAUCAGGUGGAAAAGAACGAAGACCAACUUAAUAAAGUCACUGAAGAUUUGGAUGGUCUGAGGAACCAGGUGACGGACACCACGCAAGGCUGUACCAAUCAAUGCAACAGUCACAGUUCCGAGAUGACCAAAUUAUAUGAAGAGCUAGACAAGAGGAUGAAAGAUAGCGAAGAUCAUAUCCACAAUGUUCGCUCUGAUGUCACCAACCUCAGACUAUCUGGAAACUCCAUGCAGGAUACACUGAUGGACCUGGACGGCGAGAUGACACAUGUGAAAACGAUGGUGGACUCCAAUGGAGAGACUUUUGGCAAGUUGGUGUCCGAUAUAAAAGAUGAAAAAGACCGAUUCACAGCCACUAUCUUCUCUGACCUGGGCAGGAUUCAUCUGAACAUCGCUCAGUACCACAAUGGCACCAAUGGAAAGAUAUUGGAUAUGGAAAAUCAUGUGAAAUCUUUGAGGAAGAUGAUUGAGUUUGAUUACAAGAGCUGUGGCCAGGUGUGCUCUAACCUGCAGGAGGAGGUGGGCAAAUUAAAGGAGCAGGUCGGGGAGUGCACAGACACAUGCCAGUUCUUGAAGAGCAAACCCGAGGAGGACGACAAAGAUAACACCGGCGGCUCCAACAAACAGCUCGAUGGCUUCCCUGUCUUCCGAGGGAGUCACGGUGGAGAGCUGAAGCAUUUACAAGGAGAGUUGUCCAACAUCAUUGUGACCUUCAGUUCCCUGAAUGACAGUGUGAAAGAUCUCCAGGAGAGCGUCGGGCGCCAGCAGACUGACAUCCAAGAUCUCUCGACCAUCAAACACAAGCUGAUAUCUGAGAUCAAUAAAUGUCAGGAGGAGCUGACGGAACACAUCAAGGACAAUGCAGAAAAGUUUGAUGUGUUCCAAAAAGAAAUCCACAGAUAUGGAAGUACGGUGAUAGAGGAGACGCAGGAGUGCAGGAGGUCUUCCGGUGGCUUGGAGGAAAGAGUUUCCAAGCUGGAGAACAUCUGCGUGAAGCUGGAUUCCGUCUCUGGAAGUCUACACAAGAUCAAGGAGAGUCUGAACGUCCACGUGUCAGGGCUGUGGAACUGCGUGCAUGAGGUGAACAGCACCCUGCGCACGCACACCGCCUGGUUCCAGAAACUCCACAACAGCCAACUGAAUGGAAUCCACCGUAAAAUCAACAGCCUGAACUCCUCCGUGAUUCUUCUGUCGUCUGAGUGGCAGAACUUCACUCUCCAGGACUUCAUAGGACCUCCAGGCCUGCCGGGUCCUCCUGGCCCGAUUGGGAAGACUGGGCCCCCUGGGCCACAAGGACCCCCUGGGCCUCAUGGAAAAGAUGGGGCUGCUGGAAGACAAGGGCCCAUAGGGCCACCAGGGCUUCGCGGGGAACAAGGUCCAACGGGCCCGGCGCCGGAUACUCCGGAGAUCUCCUUCUCUGCGGCUCUCACCAUCCCGGUACUGGAGGCCGGAACCAUUCCAUUCGACAAGCUACUGGUGAAUGACGGCAAUGCCUACGAUGCCGAGACAGGUAUCUUCACUGCCCCCGUGGAAGGCCGGUAUUUCUUCAGCGCCAUCUUGUCCGGCUACAAAGAUGAGAAGAUUGAAGCGGUUCUGUCCAAAUCUAACCUUGGCAUUGCGCGGGUGGACUCGGAGGGCUACCAGCCGGAAGGCCUGGAGAAGAAGCCCCUGGUGGAGAAUAAGACCGCCUCCAGCUCACUCGGGGUCUUCAAUAUCAUUCUCCCGCUGAGUGCCGGUGACACCGUCUGCAUUGACCUGGUGACCGGGAAGCUGGCCCACUCCGACGAGCCUCUGACGCUGUUCAGCGGGAUCCUCCUUUAUGAGGGGGAAGUGGACUUCUAGAGACACUCA